Hibiscus syriacus is the source of this 675-nucleotide messenger RNA. RefSeq names its product serine/threonine-protein kinase PBS1-like. Gene Ontology annotation, molecular function: ATP binding; protein kinase activity. Gene Ontology annotation, biological process: protein phosphorylation. The transcript is spliced from 4 exons. The record is from RefSeq and is a predicted model, not a curated record. NCBI's taxonomy places the organism in Eukaryota, Viridiplantae, Streptophyta, Magnoliopsida, Malvales, Malvaceae. Bases 1 to 675 code for a protein of 224 amino acids.
AUGCCACGAAGCCCUCCACAUGUUGAGCUCUAUGGUGUCACCACCAUAGUUAUGGUGACUCACCGAACUCUUCUCUUUACUCGGUCGAAGAGGACACCGGUGGCUAUAAAGCCUCACCAAAUCUGCGAAAGAAAAAAAAACCCGACGACAACAAACGGAACAACAAACAGAAAAAAAGAGAUACAGAGAAAGAGCUACACCAACGAUCCCAGAAAACAAACCGAGAAGAAAAAAAAGAGACUUACCGAGGAAAUCGCUGCCGUGAGAGCCUCCACGAGUCAUCGAGAACCGAAACACCGAAGGAGCUUAGAAGAAAUUCUGCACGGGAACAACAAUGGAAAACAUGCCCUGUCAUGGGAACAAAGAUAUAACGUUGCUGUUGGGAUUGCCGAAGGCCCAAACUACAUACAUAAUGAGCUCUCUCGACCUGUUAUUCAUAGAGAUGUCAAGUCUUCAAAUAUUCUUCUUUCAGAUGGGUUCGAACCAAAGUUAUCUGACUUCGGGUUAGCAAUAUGGGGACCAACUGAUUCAUCAUUCCUACUUCAAGCAGAUGUUGUUGGAACAUUCGGGUAUUUAGCUCCUGAAUAUUUUAUGUACGGUAAACUUAGUGACAAGAUCGACGUCUAUGCUUUCGGCGUUUUUAUACUCGAAUUGCUAUCGGGAAAAGACCUUUAA